This is a messenger RNA of Microthlaspi erraticum, 624 nucleotides long. The record is from the annotation of a GenBank genome assembly. Lineage: Eukaryota; Viridiplantae; Streptophyta; Magnoliopsida; Brassicales; Brassicaceae.
AUGUCAAUGCUUAAUAAAUUCAGAAGAGACCCGUCCAAAGUUCGGAGAAAGACCAACGGCGACGAGGAAGAAGCAGAGAAGCGAUCUAUCCCCUCCGGUCCAAAUCCUUUGCACAACAGUUUGAUGUUCGACAUCGAUGGAGGAGGAAACAAUGGAUUCAUCGAGGAAGAAACUUCGUCUCCGAAAAGCAUCAUUUCGUCGGAGACAUUUACCGGAGAAAGCGGCGGAUCCGGCAGCGCAACAACGACGUUGAGUAGAAAGGAUUCAACAUUCGAUUGCAAACAUAGGGGAGGUAAAGAAAGUGAGACGAAGGAGAUGGGUCGUAGAGUUGCAUUUAGAACGAGAUCGAAGAUUGAUGUGAUGGAUGAUGGUUAUAAAUGGAGGAAGUAUGGCAAGAAAUCUGUCAAAAACAACAGUAACAAGAGGAAUUACUACAAAUGCUCAAGUGAAGGUUGCGUGGUGAAGAAGAGGGUAGAGAGAGAUGGUGAAGAUGCAGCUUAUGUGAUUACAACAUACGAAGGAGUCCAUAACCAUGAGAGUCCCUCUCAUGUCUAUUACAGUGACAUGGUCUUGUCUUAUGAUCAUGAUCAAUGGAACCAACACUCCCUUCUUCAAUCUAUCUAG